Molecule: messenger RNA, 2541 nt
Organism: Jatropha curcas
Lineage: Eukaryota; Viridiplantae; Streptophyta; Magnoliopsida; Malpighiales; Euphorbiaceae
Product: vacuolar-sorting receptor 6
Molecular function (GO): calcium ion binding
Source: RefSeq, a predicted model, not a curated record
AUUAAACUAUCCAAAAAUCUCUCUUCCAAGCUACUAAACUACAAUUUUCCUUGCGCGCUCUCUCUCUCUCUCUGUAUGGGUCUUUCGCAUCCGUAGACCGGUGCAAAGUCUCCUCUCCACGCACGUCCUCAUUUACCUCCCUCUCUGGCUUUUUUCCCAGGAAACAAGCAGUAGAGAGAGAGAGAGAGAAAAAAACAACAGCCCUUUAACGCAAAACCUUGAAUGGUUCUUGAUUUUGUUAAUUUCCAUGGCUUUUUUUAAAAAGUUGGUGCCUUUAUUAUUUCUGUUAUUGGCAAUUCUUAAUAGCUCCGUGUUUGGUCGUUUUGUGGUAGAGAAGAGUAGCAUAAGUGUGUUGUCUCCUUUAAGUCUUCAAUCAAAACAUGAUAGUGCUAUAGGAAACUUUGGUAUACCAGAUUAUGGUGGAGUUUUGGUGGGUUCUGCUGUGUAUCCUGAUAAAGAAGCUUUUGGAUGUCAAGCCUUUAGUGGUGAUAAGCCUUUCAGGUCCAAGACUCCUCGCCCUACCAUUCUCCUUCUUGAUCGUGGAGAAUGCUAUUUUGUUUUAAAAGCAUGGAAUGCCCAACAAGCUGGAGCUGCAGCAAUUUUAGUGGUUGAUAGUAUAGAGGAGCCAUUAAUAACUAUGGACUCUCCUGAGGCAAAUGGUAAUUCAGAUGGUUACGUAGAGAAGAUUCAAAUCCCAUCAGCAUUGAUAGAAAAAUCUUUUGGUGAAAGCUUGAAACAAGCCGUGAAGAACGGAGAGGAUGUUGUCAUCAAAAUGGAUUGGAGAGAGUCAGUACCUCAUCCUGACCAGAGAGUCGAAUAUGAGCUUUGGACAAACAGUAAUGAUGAAUGCGGGACUCGUUGCGAUGAGCAGAUGGAUUUUGUUAAAAAUUUCAAGGGUCAUGCUCAAAUCCUCGAGAAAGGGGGUUACACAUUGUUUACUCCACACUACAUUACUUGGUACUGUCCACGAUCUUUUACUCUUAGUAGUCAGUGCAAGUCUCAAUGCAUAAACAAAGGAAGAUAUUGUGCACCUGAUCCAGAACAAGAUUUUGGUGAGGGAUAUCAAGGGAAAGAUGUAGUGUUUGAGAACUUGAGGCAGCUUUGUGUCCAUAGAGUUGCUAAUGAGAGUGGCCGGUCUUGGGUUUGGUGGGAUUAUGUGACAGAUUUUCAUAUCAGGUGUUCAAUGAAAAAGAAGAGAUAUAGCAAAGAAUGUGCUGAGGAUGUUCUGAAAUCACUCGACCUUCCAGUGGAUAAGAUCAAAAAGUGCAUGGGUGAGCCUGAAGAUGAUGUGGAGAAUGAAGUGCUUAAAAAAGAACAAGAACUCCAGGUUGGGCGAGGAUCACGUGGUGAUGUUACCAUCUUGCCAACUCUGGUUAUUAAUAAUGUUCAGUAUCGAGGAAAAUUGGAGAGAACAGCUGUACUGAAGGCCAUAUGUGCUGGAUUUAAGGAGACCACUGAUCCUCCAAUCUGCUUAAGUUCAGAUCUCGAGACAAAUGAGUGUCUUGAAAGGAACGGAGGCUGUUGGCUGGGCAAAAAAUCUAACAUAUCUGCUUGCAAGGACACAUUUAGGGGAAGAGUAUGUGAAUGCCCCACUGUGAAGGGUGUCCAGUACAGAGGAGAUGGUUAUAUGUCUUGUGAAGCAUUUGGACCUGCAAGGUGCAUCAUAGAUAAUGGAGGAUGCUGGUCAGAAACAAGAAAUGGAUUAACAUUCUCAGCAUGCUCAGAAUCUCAAUUAUCAGGCUGUCAAUGCCCAGAAGGUUUUCAAGGAGAUGGUCAUGAUAACUGUGAAGAUAUCAAUGAAUGCAAGGAUGGUAUGGCUUGCCAGUGUGAUGGCUGCUCCUGUAAGAACACCUGGGGUGGAUAUGAGUGCAAGUGCAAGGGAGACCUCCUUUACAUCAAGGAACAAGAUGCUUGUAUUGAAAGAGCUGGAUCUCAAUUUGGAUGGUUCAUCACCUUUGUAAUUGUAGCGGUUGUAGGAGGAGCUGGUUUUGCUGGCUAUAUAUUCUACAAAUACAGGCUACGGUCUUACAUGGACUCAGAGAUCAUGGCUAUUAUGUCACAAUACAUGCCACUUGAUAACAACCACAACAAUGAACCUUCAACCGAAGCACAGCCUCUGCGACAAGGCACAUCUGUCUAAGAUUAUCUUUAAGCUAAAGCAAUCUGUUGUUCAAAGAAUGUUUGCAUCAGAAGAAUGAUGGUGUAAAUUUUUUAUACCCAAUGGCAGCUUUUGCAUAAGCUGAGAGAGGUUCACUUCUUGAUCUGCUAUAUAUUAUCAAGACCUUGCAAGUUACCAUACAGACUGAUACUUCACAGAAUUUUUUUCUUUACCCUUCUUCUUCCACUGUAAAUAAAAUAGUUGAGUUGUAAAUUUAGCAGCAAGGGUUAAUAAGGAAACAGUUGGAUGAUCAAUACACAAGGAAAAUGAAAGAAUAAACAAAAGGAUAUGUAAAAUUAAAUAUCGAUUAAUAAUGUCUUAGUUUUAGUGAAUUUUAGAAGCUUAAUGUUAAUACAAAUUUUAUGUGCUGAUGUUUGGUGUUA